AUGAAGUUGCGAACACGAAUUUGCAAGAAAAACUCAAAUGCUUCUGAGAAAAACAGCACAGAAAAUACAACUUAUCCACUGAGCUGCGUGGAUUGGAGCAGCAAUGAGGAGGUAUAUUAUGUGAGUGAUGACCAUCAAAUUUUUAAAUGGAGCGAGGUGAACCGCGAUUCGGUUGAGGUGGCCAAACUGCCCGAUGACUUUGUGCCCACGGACCUGCACUGGCUUUUGUUGGGCGGCAGAAGCAGUGGCGGUGGCAAGGGUAGCGACUCCCUGCUAAUCUGCAGUAAUGAUGGCCGUUUCGUGAUCCUAAACAAAAGUGCUCGAGUGGAGAGAAGCAUUUCCGCCCAUACAGCAGCCAUUUCCUCUGGACGCUGGAGUCCCGAUGCUGCGGGACUUCUGACUGCCGGAGAGGAUGGUGUGAUUAAGAUCUGGUCAAGAUCGGGAAUGUUGCGAUCUACGAUAGUGCAGAAUGAGGAGGCCAUUCGCUGCGCUCGCUGGGCACCCAAUUCCACCUCCAUUGUAUUUUGCCAGGGUGGACACAUCUCCAUCAAGCCACUGGCGGCCAAUAGUAAACUCAUAAGGUGGCGCGCCCAUGAUGGCCUGGUGCUUUCGCUCAGCUGGUCAUCUCAAUCCAAUAUCAUAGCCUCUGGAGGCGAGGAUUUUCGGUAUAAGAUUUGGGAUGCCCAGGGAGCUAAUCUGUUCACCAGUGCCGCAGAAUAUUAUGCCAUCACGAGUGUGGCCUUUAAUCCCGAGAAGGAUUACCUGCUAGUGGGCACUUUUAAUAUGCUCAGAUUGUGCCACAGCAAUGGGUGGUCCUAUAGCAGCGCACGCUUCUCCGAACCAAGAGUAGGAUCCUUCUUUAACCUAUCCUGGUCAGCUGAUGGUACUCAAGUGGCAUGUGGCUCGUCCAUGGGUGAACUGGUUCUAGCCUAUGUCAUAGAACAGAAGCUAAUAUCUAAGAACCUCAAGGCUAUCAGCAAAACUCGGAAAUCGAUUGUCUUGAAGGAUAUUGCCACAGGCACUCAAGAUAUCUUGGACUUUCCGCAGAGAGUGGUUAAUUUUGCUCUAGGAUACGGACAUCUGGUGGUGGCCACCACCCAUCAAGUUCAUAUUUAUAAUGAGAAGUAUAUAAACACGCCGAUCAUUAUUGAUGGGAGGAAUGAUACUAGAGUUAUUGAAGUGGGCAAAAAGUACUUUAUGAUCUUGGAUGCCUCCUCGAUAUGGGUAUACACUUUCACUGGGCGAUUGCACCUGAAUCCGCGUUAUCCUGGCUCCCAGGCGCAGAUUCCCUUGCUCACCUGGCGUUCUAUGUCUUUGGGCCUCGAUGUUCUUGCCAUAAGGGAUAACUCCGAUCCUACUUCACUUCACUUAUUCGAUCUGAUCCCUGGUGCCUCCAGGCAAUACGAUCCUCAUUUGGUAAAAGCCAAACAGGCAAUAACGGAAAUUGCAGCCUGUCGAGCUGGAACUCCAGAAGAUCAGUUUGUGGCCUUUAUAGAUUCCAAUCGGGAGCUGUUUGUUAGUGGAAGCCGAAAUCUGAAUGGUGAACGUACGGAUGAGGUAUACAAGAUUGGCACCCAACUCACUUCGAUUAUGUGGGCCAGCGAGACGAACAUCCUUGUAGGAGUUCACGACUCCUGCUACAGUAUCUGGUAUUGUCCUGGUGAGGGAGCAGCCGAUCCUACGAUUAUUGCCCUGACUACUAUUACAUUGGAUACGGCGGAAUUUGGGAAGCACAUUUCCAUCGACAGUUUUGAGGAUGCAGUGGUAACAUUCCGCAGCGCCGGCGCCCUGCUCCCUGUCAAUGUCAACAUGUACUGCGAGAUCCUGCAUCGCGCUCUUCUUGAGGGUCAGUGGCAGCAGGCUCUGAAGAUAUGCCGAGUGGGCCAACAUGCAAGUUUAUGGGCCACUUUGGCAGCGGUGGCCACCAGGAAGCAUCAGUUACAAAUUAGCGAGGAAGCCUACUCAGCAGCCCUGCAAAUCGACAAGGUGAGCUACCUGCAACACCUGAAGACCCUGACGCCCUCAAGUGCCGAGCAAAUGGCCGAGAAUUCCCUGAUGCUGGGCAGGAUGCUGGAGGCGGAGACUAUCUUACUACAUGGUAAGAAAAUAGAGCAAGCUGUGGGUCUAUCCCUGCGUAUGCACAACUGGCGGAGAGCCCUGGAAAUCUCCCAGAAAUACAAGGCGGAAGAACCGAACUUGAUGCCGCGUGUUCUCGAAGAGAGGAGCAAGUAUCUGAAGGCCCUGCAGAGGGAAGAGUGGGAUCCACUGUACCUUCCUUUUGUUAUCAAGGAAGAGGCUGAUAAUAUAAGUGAAUAAUGAUAACUCUUUAUCUUAUGUCUUUA
Messenger RNA from Drosophila eugracilis, 2342 nucleotides. Its product is annotated as intraflagellar transport protein 80 homolog. Gene Ontology annotation, molecular function: protein binding. The transcript has 6 exons. Bases 1 to 2316 code for a protein of 771 amino acids. Gene Ontology annotation, cellular component: centrosome; intraciliary transport particle B; cilium. The record is from RefSeq and is a predicted model, not a curated record. Lineage: Eukaryota; Metazoa; Arthropoda; Insecta; Diptera; Drosophilidae. Gene Ontology annotation, biological process: cilium assembly.